CCCCCGCCCCAAUCCCCUCCUCCGCCCAAGGUCAUCGUCGUCGGCGCCGGCCUCGCCGGCCUCGCCGCCGCCACCCGCCUCCGCUCCGACGGCGUCCCCUUCCUCCUCCUCGAGGCCUCCGACGCGGUCGGCGGCCGCGUGCGGACCGACGUCGUCGACGGCUUCCUCCUCGACCGCGGGUUCCAGAUCUUCAUCACGGGCUACCCCGAAGCCCGGAAGCUGCUCGACUACCGGGCCCUGGACCUCCGGAGGUUCUACUCGGGCGCCCUCGUUUACCACGACGGCCGGUUCCACACCGUGGCCGACCCCGUCAGGCACUUCUCCGACUCCGUCAAGACCCUCGCCAACCCGAUCGGGUCGGUCCUGGAUAAGCUGCUCAUCGGAUUGACGAGGAUUCGGGUCCUGAGCAGGUCGGACCGGGAAAUCCUGACCGCCGACGAGGUACGGACGAUUGACCUGCUGACGAAAUUAGGAUUCUCGGACUCGAUUCUUGAUCGGUUCUUCAGGCCCUUUUUCGGAGGGAUCUUCUUCGACAAGGAGCUCGAGACCACCUCUAGGCUGUUCGAUUUCGUGUUCAAGUGCCUCGCUCUCGGAGACAACGCCCUUCCAACGAAGGGGAUCGCCGCCAUUCCCGAGCAAUUGGCGCUCAAAUUGCCGCAAGAAUCGAUUUUGCUGAACACCAGAGCAGCGUCUAUCGAGUUCGACGACUCCGACUCGCCGAUUUUGAGACUGGAGAGCGGAGAAAUCCUUCGAAGCGAGCUCGGAGUGAUCGUUGCAGUCGAGGAACCCGAAGCUGCCAAGCUUUUGGCGGGAAAAUACGAAGGAAGGAAGGCCGACAGAAAGCCUCCGCGGAGCACGGUUUGCUUGUAUUUCGCGGCAGACCGGGACCGGAUCCCUGUCAAAGACCCGGUUCUCUUCCUCAAUGGAUCGGGUAAGGGGAUCGUCAACAACAUGUUCUUCGCCACCAAUGUGGCUCCAUCCUACGGCCCGCCCGACAAGGCCCUGGUGUCGGUGUCCUUGAUCGGGCUGUUCGAGGGCGUGAGCGACGACAACUUGACGGCCGAGGUGGUUCAGGAGCUCGCCGAGUGGUUCGGGGAGUCCGUGGUGGGCUCAUGGAGGCACCUGAGGACUUACAGGAUCGGGUUCGCGCAGCCGAACCAGUGCCCGCCCACCGAUCUGACGAAGGAUCCGAGGGUCGGGCCGGGCGUGUACGUGUGCGGGGAUUACGUGACAUCGGCCACCUUCGACGGUGCUUUGGUUUCGGGGAGAGUGGCAGCUGAAGCUUUGCUCAAAGAUAGGGCAUCGAUCCGAAUUUAAAAGCGGAAGACGAGCUUUUUGUUAGUGAGGAGGGUUUGAGAUCUAUCAUGCCAGUAGAGUGAUGUCUGCUCUUAUAUGAGAGUUCCGAUUGGGGCAACACAUUCAAUUUUUCAAUUUUCAGUCGUGUCCUGAUGUUUUUGUUGGUUUUUUCUUAAAAUAAUCCUGUCCAAUCAAUUUGGAUUAAUUUAUGUGAGAAUGAAUGUAAAUUCUAAAUA
Molecule: messenger RNA, 1532 nt
Organism: Eucalyptus grandis
Lineage: Eukaryota; Viridiplantae; Streptophyta; Magnoliopsida; Myrtales; Myrtaceae
Product: 15-cis-phytoene desaturase, chloroplastic/chromoplastic
Exons: 1
Molecular function (GO): oxidoreductase activity
Source: RefSeq, a predicted model, not a curated record